CCUGUGUCUCCUUGCUGACUGCUCUACUGGCUCUGCUGUAGCUGCGCUGUCUGCCAUAAUACCCAAGGAUGUUAUUCUAGGAUUAUUUAUAAGGGGAGUGGGAAAAAAACGGAAAGAUGCGCCUGGAGGGGAAACGUCACAUUUUCAGUGCGAGCGACGGUGUGGUGAGACUGUGACCGAGCCGGGGAGAGGAAUAUGCGGCACAGACCCUCUGUACGUCGGGCCAGGGCGUCGGAUGUUUUCCGGAUUAACGUCCUGUAGCUGGAUGAUGCGAUUUCUUUCUUCAGAUACACAGGAUUUAUGAUCGGACCACGUUUAAGCGGGAAUCUGUAGCCUGUGUGAUCCUCCAGUCACGCCACCCCGGACCCCCCAGACCGGUUUCAUGGGAUCCGGACCAAAAGACGGACGGUGCUCAUAAUAAAUAAAGGGCAACAUCACUUGAAAGUUCAUUCAAGUUUCUGGAAAAAAAAAAAAAAAAAAAUCAUGAUUUGGGUUCUUUGGUGCCACAUUUAAUAUUAUAACAAAGGCAGAGUUUGUGCUGAGAGGGUCAAUUUAGACAUCUGAGUCUCACUAAUAGAGGAUUUAACUAUCAUAGAGUUUAUAUAGAGAACUGAGUCCUGAAUCAUUUGAGCUAAAAUGCGACACAAUAAAGUUAUUUUUACGACCCAGAUGAUGGCACCCUGGGAGUCCUUUCAAGGAAGGGAGACUGGAGAGUGAAAGCGGGAUAUCUGCGCCUUUAAUCGGACACAGAGGCGACGCAAGGAGGACAAGCCACCUUCUUUUUUUGGAUUGGUCCAAAUAAUAUUUUUUGCGUGCCCCCUCGACUCCUGCACAAUGGGGAUUAUGCUUCAAGUUAUUCUAGGAAUGUUUCAAUUCCUGCUGCUCACCAGAAUGCCGACUUCUCAUGCCAAGCUCGCUCACUGGCGGCCAGCUGACUCCCCCAAAUCCAGGGAAGGUCGAGAAGUGCGACGGUGGUUGGAGGUGUACUCACGGAGCGGCUGUGAGCCUCGGGACACUCUGGUGGAGGUUUGGCGGGAGUUUCCGGAUGAAACCCAUCACCUCUUCAUCCCAUCUUGCGUGUCGGUGAGGCGAUGCAGCGGCUGCUGUGCCGAUGAGGCCUUGGAGUGUGUGCCCACGCUCACAAACACAGUUACCAUGGAGCUGAUGAGGAUGUCUUUCAUGAAGCACGAUCUCACUGAGCUGCCCUUCAUCGAGCACAGCCAGUGUGAGUGCAGGUUAAAGGAACACCUCCAGCCAACACCUACAACAAGGCCAUAUCUGAAGCCAGCAAGAAAAGGCAAGAAAAAGGAGAGGGGGAGGAAGUCCCACCAGAAGACAUCUGGAGCCACCAGAGCUGCAACCCAUGCUCCUCCAGCUCCUUCUACCACAUCGUCUCCUCCUCCACCAUCACUGCCUCCCACCAGUAUCUUUUCCUCUUCCUCUCCCUCUCCCUCUCCCUCUACCACUUCCACCCCAUCCCCUUCUCCUUCCCCUUCUCACUCUCCCUCUCCCUCCCCCUCUCCUACAACCCGUUGUCGCCCGUGCCGAGGGAGGAAGUGGGCCUUGGAUGCAAUUUCAUGUCAGUGUCGUUGCACCAUUGCGGCAGAAACCUGCAGCCGAAAAGGCCGGAAGCUCAACCCUCGCCGCUGCAAGUGUGAAGCCAUGAGGACCUGAUGUGUCCACCCACUUUCUUUUCACCUCCAUCUCUCCACCAAAUCCCUGUCGAUUCUUCGCCCACUCUCAGCAUCAGUGCAAUUGACCAUACAGACGCUUGAACAUGCAGCAUCUCAAACCAAGGGAAAGCACACAGAAGAACCUGUAGCAGAGCUCCAACAAGUUCAUCAUCACUGCAUAAAUCUGCUGUGUGCAAACGUCUUUCCGCCUUUCCUGCUUCUGUGGGAAAGAUUCUAUCAGUCUACAUUUACAUGGCGUGUACUGACAUGCAGUGUCGCAAAACACAACCAGUGAGUGGAGGAUGGCAGUGGCAACUUUGAGAGGCACGGGAAUAAACAGACAAAGUUGUUCAUGGUGUACACAAACCUGCAGGUGAACAUGCUGCCCUGUUGUUUUGGAGGCUGGAAUCCAGGAAGUUCCUUCCACCUGCAAUUAAACUUGUAAACAUAAGAGAACAGUGGGAACGAGCGCGAUUAUACUCCAUGAGAACAAUGUGGAUGCAGAGGAGCAGUCAUACACAGGUGUCCUCUCAAGGAAACUGCACAUGGAGACGGAUUCCAGGUUUAAGUCAAGGCUGGUAUUUUGCAGAGGAUUAGGGAAACAACAGCAACAGAUUACUGAUGGACACAUACACACAUACAACAGACAUACAAGAAUGUCAUAGGACAUGCACAUAAACUGGCACCCUAAUGUGCAUGGACCUAUGGUUGAGCUGCAUGCUGGGAUGGAGUAUAUCUGUGUGGUCUGUGUGGUCUGAAAAGAUCCAGAUGGGUUAACCGUGCAGCCCCUCUCUCUUAUUCAAAGCUGGCUCUCCAGGCUGCUUUCCGGCAUUUGUUUAAUUUCGGCCUUUUGUCUCGGUCUUUCCUCGGUUCCUCGAUUGAAAAGAGCCGCAUCGCCUCUCUUUGCCUCUCUUUUAGGCAGUGAGGAGAAUGACAAUAAUGAGGCCUGGCGGCUGUCCACUACUUCACACACACAUACACACACACAUACACACACGUACACACACGCACACGCACACACACACACACACACACACACACACACACACACCACACACACACACACACACACACACACAAACAUUCACACUUAUAAAACGAGGAACACAGAUGAUGCUACACACACUCAGAUAUUGCUGCAGCACACACACACACACACACACACACACACACACGCAAUGUGAAAUGAAUGCAGGUAGCCAUAAGCUUUUGUUUGUGCCACACCAAGUGUGCAAAUAUAUGUCAGUUGUUUAUUUGCAAUUUACUGCAAAGUCUUCACUAAGUAUUGUAUUACUUGCCUCUGUUUUAUAUGUUAUUAUAAUUCUGUUGAGUUGAUUUGAAAGAUAUUCUAUAUUACAGAAGUUGUCUUUGUUUUUUGUUUAGUUUUUUUUUUUCAUCUUUAAUCCGUCCACAUCUGUCACACUGGGUGGCCAGCUAAUACCCAAAUGUAUUGAAUUUAAACAGAGAUGACUCACACAGGCCACAAAUGUGUGAGUCACACACACAAACUCACUCGGCAGAGAUGGGUGCAGAGACUAUACAUCAUAAUGUGCGAUUCAAACAGUCAGUGGGGUAGUGUUGUCAGUAACACACAGAAACCAAGCAAACAGCCAUCCCCAGUGCAGUGAAAGGAAAACACGGCUGUUGUUUUUGCGUGUUAGAGCCAGGAUGGAAAGAGUAUUGUUCAGCUGGAACAUAACUUGUUUAUAUUCUGACUGAAUCUCUUGGUCUAACUCCAUGUUGGUUCAUUGCUGCUGGGUGGGAACAGGGAUUUGAACCAUGGCUGCUUCAGAAAGGAUGAGGUCUUGAGCAGCUUGUCAGUCAUUGUGACGAGCUAAAGCCUGAGCUCAAAUGGCCUAAAGUGGCAGGUCAUGGAGUUUAAAACCCUGUUUGACACCCAUUCACAGCCUGUGUGUUGUGUUAAACUUGUGAGAGUUUGUGACGUCUUAGCACCAUGGGAAACAGUAGCUUUGAAACUCCUCAAUUCAUGUCUUUACUCUGCCCCAUGAUUCGUACAAUCCUGCUAGUUGAGGAACAGUCACCCUGAAACAGCGUGCAGUCCAGAUUGGGAAUUAUUUAUGUGUCAGCCUUGGCGCAACUUGCCUCUGUGGCUGUUGUGAUAAGCUUUGUAUUUAUACUCUCCUCAGAUGAGAUUACUUUUUCGUGCUCAAAUUCAUCGUUCAGUGUUUAUUACUGUCGAUCAGUGCUUAAAUCACUACCUCUAUAUCAUAGCAUAUUAAUGACCAAGUAUUAGAGCAUUAUUGUUACUUUCUCUGUGAUAUUUCAGACCUCUUCGUAAGAUAAUGAUAGUUUUAGCAAUAAGCAUUGUCUCGGCUGUAGAGACUUGGAGUUGCAUCAGAUCUGUAGUGAUCAUCACUGGUUUAGAGGAACCUAUAGGAGUUUUCAUGAAAGGAGAACUGGUCCUCUGAGUACAGACCAGACACUGUGUGAUAAUGUGGAAGAGGAAAUGGUUUCCCAAAGCUUUUGCAGCUUCAAACUACUGCUGAACAAUCUUGGAAUUUAUAGGAAUAGUUUGACAUUUUGGGAAAUACACUUUAGAGUUGGAUGGCAAGUUUGAUACUACUCUCAUAUCUAGUGUUAGCAUGAAGACUGGAAACAGAGGGGAACCGCUUACGUCCAGAGGUAAAUCAAUGCAGCAGCAUCUCACUAUGGUUUUUUGGACAGAUUUAAUACAUAACGAGCUUUAAAAGUUCUGCACAACAGGCAGAUUUUUUAACUUUCGGACCUAGCAAAGCCAUCUGUUUACUUUUAAUCUUUAAGCUAAACUACUAGCUGAAAGUCUAACUGCUUAUUUAGCUCUUGGGCAGACAUGGUGAAAUAUCAAUCUUAUUAUCUACAUGCAGACAGAAAGCAAAUUUUUUUACAUAAUUCCCAACCAGGUACUUAGCCAGUGUCUAGGAAUAUGUGGAUAGAUAAGUUUAGCUACUCUGGAAAUAAAUAACACAAUUAACAGCAAUUCAAAUUUAAUUAAAAAGCUGAGUGAACCUGAACAAGUUUGAAGUUAACUGUCAACUUAAAAAUAAUGGAUGAGCAGUAGGAAGAGACAGCACAGCUGAAAUUGAUAACAAACAUUACAAAUGAAAUGGCUAGCUAAAUACACUCACCAACCACUAUGUUAGGUAAACCUGUUCAACUGCUCGGUAAUCCAAAUAUCUAAGUGGCCAAUCACAUGGCAGAAACUCAGUACAUUUAGGCACAUAGACAUGGUCAAAACAACCUGUUUAGGGUCAAAGUGAGCAUCAGAAUGGGGCGGAAAGGUGAUUUAAGUGACUUUGAAUGUGGCAGGGUUGUUGGUGCCAAACAGGCUGGUUUAAUGCAGAAGAGCAUCUAAGCAACAGAAGACCAACCCUGGUGUCACUCCUGUCAGCUAAAAACAGGAAACUAAGGCUACAACUUGCACAGGCUCACCCAAGAUUGGAUAAUAGAAGAUUGGAAAAAUGUUGCCUCGUCUAAUGAGUCUUGACUUCUGCUGCCACGUUGGUAGGGACAGAAUUUCUCAUUUAAACUGCAUGAAAACAUGGGGGAUGUUUUCUUGACACUCUUUGGGCCCCUUAGCUAAGCAUCAUUUAAAUGCUACAGCCUACCUGAGUAUUUUUGCCUAUCAUGUCCAUCCCUUUAUGACUACAUUGUACCCAUCUUCUGAUGGCUGCUUCCACGGGAUAAUGCAAAGUCCAAACCAUCUCAAAUUGCUUUUUUUAAACAGGACAAUGAAUUCACUGUAUUCAAAUGGCCUCUACAGUCACCAGAUCUAAGUCUAAUAGAACACCUUUGUGAUGUGGUGAAACUGGAGAUUCUCGUCAUGAGUUUAAAUGCUAAACUGAAUGUAGUCCAUAUCCAGUUUAGAAAAAGUUGGGAAGCACUGUUUCAAACUAUUCCUCUAAACUCAUCUGCAGCUAUGUCUGCUCAUUAAUUUUUUAUUUGCAAGAGCCGAUAUUUCUUUUUCAGUCUUCAUGUAUUAAUAAUAGGGAACAAAAUGUAUCUUGUGAACAAGAAGUCAAAUGUUUUGGGAAACCUAAGAUUUCAGGGACCUCAGUACAGAUUACAUAUACUGUAGAUUAGUCCAGUGGUGAUAACAAGCAAACAUAAAUACAUAUGUUGAGGGCAGAGCUGAAGGAGCAAAUGGACUCCACUCAUGCAGACGUGUGAAAAAUCAACAUCAUUCCACCUAAGGGAGUUGUGGUGCUGAGAUAACUUUUUGGGUGCCACUCAGGCUCCAAAUGUUACUUCUUGUGACCAAAUUUUCUUAUUUCAAAGCACUAAUUCUGAACAGUAAAAGCAACUACAGUUAUUGCAUGUACUUGCAAAUGUUAUUUCAGCAUCACAAUUCUUUAAGCUGUAACACCUGGAAAUAUUAAUAUUAAUAUCAGAUGUCCUGAUCCUGUGUGAGCAUUAAACAUCAUUGUGCUUUGUACCUGCACAGUCUAAAUCGUACUGUUAGCCCUGUUCUAGCCUCCGGUGUCUUAGUGGCCUAUAGAUACCCCUACUAACUAUAUAACUUUUAUAAUCUCUAAUAUCCUGCCAUGACAAUGUGUAUGACGUAGUACAUACUCUAGAAACGUAUUUGUUACUUCAUUUGUAUUGCUGUACCUUGCAACAAAUCUCUUCUCUGCCAAUACAUUGUAAUACUGUAGCUCAUGUAUAGAAAAUGAAACUACACUCUUUUUUUGCUGCUAUGCCAUUUGUGCCCUUUUACUAUGUCUUUGUAGAAAACAAUGCAGUUUUAUGUUUCAUGUAUUAGUAUAUAAAUGCCAAUUAAUCGAUUUAAUGUCCACAUUAAAGUGUAUACUGCAUCAUCAAAUAUAUUCAACAUGAUACCAGGAUACAGCCGUGAUGUUACAGAUGUGAUUAAAGGAAAUGUCUUAUUUUUUAUAAAAACCUCUGCUUUCCUUGUCUAACUGACGUCCCUGUGCUUUGACCUCACCUC
Messenger RNA from Archocentrus centrarchus (flier cichlid), 6618 nucleotides. It is a transcript of the gene vegfba, whose product is annotated as vascular endothelial growth factor Ba. The record is from RefSeq and is a predicted model, not a curated record. NCBI's taxonomy places the organism in Eukaryota, Metazoa, Chordata, Actinopteri, Cichliformes, Cichlidae. Bases 835 to 1674 code for a protein of 279 amino acids. Gene Ontology annotation, biological process: positive regulation of protein phosphorylation; positive regulation of angiogenesis; positive regulation of endothelial cell proliferation. The transcript has 8 exons. Gene Ontology annotation, molecular function: growth factor activity; chemoattractant activity; vascular endothelial growth factor receptor binding. Gene Ontology annotation, cellular component: membrane.